AUGCCCUUAAAAAGAACACCACCAAAGCCUUCUCACCCAGAUGACGAAAAAGGAAGUUCCACUUCCGAGAACCGGAAAUUCCCUCAAUCAGGAUCAUCCCCGGAUCUUUCGACUUUGGGAGGAGAUGGCAAUAUAACUUGCUUGAAGCGUAAGCGCAACGACUGCGACUGCCAGUCGGGGCUGGACAAAAUCCGCGCGAUGUUGUCAGCAUCAACCGCACAAACAGAUAGCAAGCUAGCCUCACUACAUCGGGCUAUUACCGAAAUCAUUGCACAGAAUUUAGAGAUAAAAGACUCUCACUUUUAUUUCCAAAGAAUAUGA
This is a messenger RNA of Arctia plantaginis, 321 nucleotides long. Lineage: Eukaryota; Metazoa; Arthropoda; Insecta; Lepidoptera; Erebidae. The record is from the annotation of a GenBank genome assembly.